Molecule: messenger RNA, 1489 nt
Organism: Scheffersomyces amazonensis
Lineage: Eukaryota; Fungi; Ascomycota; Pichiomycetes; Serinales; Debaryomycetaceae
Gene: BUB3
Product: Bub3p
Exons: 1
Coding region: 266-1378 (370 amino acids)
Biological process (GO): mitotic spindle assembly checkpoint signaling
Cellular component (GO): bub1-bub3 complex; kinetochore; nucleoplasm
Molecular function (GO): ubiquitin binding
Source: RefSeq, a predicted model, not a curated record
ACCAUAUUACCACAUUAUAUUCUAUACUAUGUAUAGUAAACUAUACUAUACAUAUACUAUACCUAUACUAUAUUUAUUACUAUAUUUACUACUAUAUUUAUUACUCUAUCUAUUACUGUUUUAUUAAAGUUAGUUAAAUAUUAACAAUUCUUUGAUUGCAAAUUGUUCCGCAACAUCUCCCUUUUCGGUCAUACAAAAACAAGUCGACUGAUGUCAAUUAUUAUAUCACCACUCUUAUUGGUGGUAACAUAUACAGCAUUCUACAAUGUCAAAUACCAGUAAGUUUGUAGAGCUAAUAACUCCUAAAGAUUUGGAUAUUAUUUCCGACCUUAAGUUUUCUCCCACCACUCAAUCCCCACAAUUAUUGGCGUCAUCGUGGGACAAUCGUGUCCUUCUUUAUGAUUGUUCAGAUAUUGCUCAUAAUGUUAAUAAUCCUCCAAGUAUAUCACCAACAAAUGUGUUUACUCUUGAAGAUACUCCAUUAUCAAUAACUUAUAGUGGAUCAGAUGCCUAUAUAGGACUGUUGGAUGGAAGUGUACGACAAUUAGAUUUUGAGAAUCAAAGAUUAAGUCUGGAAAUUCUUCUGUUGGCCACAACUGAUGAAGAAAUAGGUAAUGGGAUUAGUAGCUUAAUUCUGAUUAAGGGUCAAUCUAACUUAAUAUGUGCCAGUUCAUUUAAUGGUAAAUUACAGUUGAUAGAUACAAGACAAAGACUGCCAGUAUUAGUCACUCAACAUUCUCAAACUAAUCUUAAACGGAAAAUAUUUGCCAUGGAUUCAAGUUCCCAAUACUUAACAUUAGCUGUAAAUGGUAAUAAUCUUGAGAUUUAUGACUUAAAUAAUUUAAAAGUACCAUAUGAAACUCGACAAGUAGGAUUAAAUUAUCAAAUACGAGAUUUGAAAUGUUUUCCUAAUGAUGAAGGGUUUGCUUUAUCAACGAUUGAUGGAAGAGUAUCAAUUGAAUAUUUUGAUUCUUCAGAAGAAGUACAAACUACAAAGAGAUUUACAUUCAAAUGUCAUAGAACUUUCGAUAAAUUAACAGAUACAGAUGUAGUAUAUCCUGUAAAUUGUUUAGCAUUUAGUCGAUACGGUACGUUAUUCACAGGAGGUUCCGAUGGGACUUUAUGUUUAUGGGAUUUAGAGCGUAGAAAACGAAUGAGAGCAUAUCCCAAAUUUGUUAGUGAAGAUGAAGCAGAAGUAAUUGAAAGUUUAGCCAAGAUAGCUGUCAAUAAUGCUCCAGAUCAUCAAUUAAUUAGUGUAGCCACUAGUGAUGAUACUUAUAAGCGGAGAAGAAGAUUAUCUGAAAGUGAAGGACAAAGAAUCCCCAGUCGGAUCUACAUCAGAGCCCUCGGAACUUCCGAAUGUGAACCUAAGAGAUGAUAUAAAUAUAUAAAAAAUAACCAAAAACUAUAAAAUAUAGUCACAUAUAAAAUAUAACUACAUAUAAAAUAUAAAUGAUAGUAACGAUAGUAACGAAAUAUACGAGCUCAU